CACGUCAAUGGGGAGGAAAUGGUUUUUGGAUUUUUUUAGCUUCUUCUCUCCCCAACCACCACCUUCCUCUUCUCCUUUCUCCUCCUUCAUCCAUAUUACGCAAUCUCUCCUCCCUCCAAGUCGAGAUUUGUACUCUCAAUUUUGCAGUUGAAAUUCCGUUUCCCAUUUGAAAUUUGUACAUAUAUUUUUUUGAGCUUAGGGUUUCGUUAGUAUUAAUCAAACCAUAGAUUACACGUCCUUAGUCGUUGGUGGUGUAUUUUGAUUACACGAUUCGCCGUGGUGGGUUCAGAAAUGGCUUCGAGUUUUGAUCGAUGGGAGAAGGAUCCAUAUUUCUCCGCCGCCGAGGAAGUUCAGGAAUCUGCCGACAGGAUGGAAUCGACAUAUAGAACAUGGAUUCACGCAAAAAAGGACAGUUCCAGUAUGUGGAAUCCGGAGGAACUCGGCAGGGAUCUCCGUACAACUCUUGGAACUACCAAGUGGCAGUUAGAUGAGUUUGCUCGAGCGGUCAGGUCGAGUUAUGCUAGAGGUCCAAGUGAGGAUGCAAGAGAUAGGCACCACGAAUUCAUUGUUGCUAUGGAGGGCCAGAUUUCUGAGGUUGAAAAUGCAUUACGGGAAUCUGCCUUUGCUGAGGGGAAGACUUCUCUGCCUUGGGUGCGUUUGGAUGAAGGAGAGUGUAAUGAACUAGCUUCUUUUCUUUCGGGAGCGACUGCUUCUGAAGAGAAAGUUGUUGCUAAGAGUAGAGAUAUUGAAAACCCACAAGUGACGGAUAGAGAAUCAGCACCAGAUUGUGCAAAGAACUCGUGUGGUUCCCAGGAGGAGAAGUCACAUGGGCAUAGGAGGACAGCUAGUGCUAGUGCUGAUAUUGGUUCCUGGAAGAUUGCAGUCUAUGAUGAUGGCCAGUUACCAUCUUCUUCUGUUAUGAUGAUUGAACAACCUGUGCGAAAGAUACCCAGUUUGUCUGGAUUUAUAAGUUCCAUGGAAUCUGCAUCGAAGUUGAAGUGGUCUAAGAAUGGUGUCAGGAAGUGGAAGGCAGUGGACCGUCAUGAAGGCAAUGAUGCUGCAUUGUUACCAUCUUCUCAGUUGCCUAGGAGCAUUGAUGCUUGCUAUGAAAGAAGCAAGAGCUGUUUGGACAGUGAUUGCUAUGAUAAACAACUAUAUGGCUGGUAUGGAGCAAUACAGAGACAACUUCAACGAUCCCAGUACUAUGUGCAGUAUAGCUGGCCUGCUCAUGUAGCUUUUUGGAUUGUUCUUCUCCUUUGCUUGAUUUUUUUGAUUGCAUUUCGUGCAAUCUGAGGAUAUGACUCUCUCCCCAGUUUUUGGUAGCUCAUGGAAGCGGGAGGAGAAAUGGUCUCAAUUCAUUUAGAAACUCGAUGUAUGUUGUCAAAGAUGGACAUAGAGGUAGGAAAUAUUUUAUCUCGUAAAUGAAGUGCCAAACGGCAAACACGACCUGGAACCUUCAAAAAAUUGUGUUUCUCUUUGUUGGUUUCCUGUAUCAUCUCUUAAUCUUGAUUUCGUUGAUGGAGGAUAGCUUCUGUUGUAAUAUAGUACCCAACAAUAUCAAAACUGUGCCAAAGUUGUUAGCGAAAUGACAAUAGCUCAGCUCCACUGGAUCUUGUAAUGUAGUUUCUCUUCCUCGUAGGCACCCCACCCUUAUGUACCGGUUCUGAUUGUGUAGUAUAUGAAAGUUCAGAUUUCCUAAA
Messenger RNA from Argentina anserina (silverweed cinquefoil), 1700 nucleotides. RefSeq lists its product as uncharacterized. Bases 292 to 1293 code for a protein of 333 amino acids. The record is from RefSeq and is a predicted model, not a curated record. Gene Ontology annotation, biological process: Golgi vesicle transport. Gene Ontology annotation, cellular component: membrane. The transcript has 5 exons. NCBI's taxonomy places the organism in Eukaryota, Viridiplantae, Streptophyta, Magnoliopsida, Rosales, Rosaceae.